AUGAAUCAGGAGCAAGCUACGAGGGAGUCACUCGGGAGUAGCUCUCGGGAUGAAGAGCGAGGCAGCAGAAGUCAGCGACGAAGCGCCAGCUCUAGCGGAUUCCUUGUCGAUUCAUUCUUACCACGCUCAUCAAAGAGCCUUCGAACCAGCGGUCACCACUUUCGUCGCUCGGAAAUAGAAAAUCGGGCAAAUCUUGGAAACUUAGAAGCCGAAACUACCCCGAAGAAACGAUCCCGAUUUCGAUGGAGUCGCCAACGAGAGUCUACAAAGGAGUCGGACACUGUCAGCCAGGAUGCUAAUGAUGGCACGGAAGUCAUUAGCUCUCUUCGCUUGCCGCGAGAUGCCACGCUUUCAGAAUCGCAUGACAAGAGUGCAGCCCAUCAUAGUGGAAGUCGUGCAGAGAGUCGUAAUGACCCAGCAGCUCUAGGCUUGGAUAAAGAUUCUCUACAGAUUGUCAACUUAGCAUUGAAUUUGAGUGAGUCGAGAAGAAAGGGCAAUGUUGGAUAUCAGGCUUCAAGUCAAAUUCCUCGAGGAUCAUGGGCACCAUCAGGGGACUCUUGUGCUUCCGCAGCGGGCAGCAUUCCGCGUCAUGACUCUUAUCCUGGCAUCAACGCUACGCAGUCCUUGGGAGAUGAACGCCUGAGAUCCGUCAACCUUCCAAUGUCCAUGUUAACGAAUGAUGUGCUGAAUUCGCUGCCCAAAUCCGCAACGUCUGAACCCACGCCGCAAGGAUUUUCGGGGGGGACGCUGGCCCGAGCUGCAAAUGCUCGUCGCCAUUUUGAGCUACGACAUGAAUAUCUUCGCCUUCUUCCUUCUCUUCCGCCCCUCAAACCUUAUAGCAGUCAUUCUACAAACGAUUCACCUCGUGCUAAUUGUCACCAAUCACAUCGUGCUUACAACCCACUCCAAGCAAUCCGCAAUCGAAAGGUCAGGUUUCGUGAGCGCUGUCCAAUCGAUCCCGAAGCAGAGGGAUGGAAUGAUGUUGAGAAAGUUCAUAGCUGGGUUGAUUCGGUUGAGGCAGCGUACAGUCACCAGGCUCGGAAUCCCCUAGAAUGCCUUAAGCUCCCUCCUUAUAAAGGCAGAAAUUCAGAGGGAGGAUUGGGCCGAGGUGUGAAGGAUAUUGACCCAUCUACUGCCUCCCCGCCUUCCAGCUUGCGGCGUAUCAGUCGUACAGGCAGUAUCAAGUCUCGCAGGCCCAGGUCUGACUGGCUAAUAUACCCUGAUGAACUGCUUGCAGAUGCAGCUUGGGUCGAGGAUGCGCAGAAUAAGAGCAGAAUCACGGAUAGGGAUGGAAAUAUCUUAUACCCAAAUCCGUCUUUCUUCCUUGUGAAUGAUGCCCCCCAGGAGCAAUUACAGGAAAGCGGUUUUCUUAAUGGGCGGCCCUCGUAUCAUGCCUCACACUCUGAUGCCCGCCAAAGCCAAUCUUUUGACCCGAAGGAGUUCGACCGCGGGAGACAGUCUCAUAGGUUUAGGACCUCUCGGCGAAGCAGCAGUGUCUCUGUGGAGGAUACAGGGCCUAAAAGGCGCAUGUUCAAGAUUCGGUCACGGAGCUCCUCAAGCUCAAGCGCAGACGAGAAGCCGUACCGUGGGUCUCUUUUAAGCAAUAUCAAAUCUCCCAGGAGGUCGGUGUCUCCAUGGAGACGGAAGGGAAUGAUUUGGAAUGAAAAGAGGGGAUCUGUAUCAUCCGUCCCGAGCGCAGAUGACCGUUACGAUCCUCUUUAUUUGGGGAGAAUGGGAACCCACGGGACAAACACGGGCUUGGAGCUUGGGUAUUUUCCUAGCAUUGCCUCUAACUUAUCACCUCCAUCAAGUCGAUCUUCUUCUCCUGCCAAGCGAGGUUUCACGCGAGGGACGGGGUCUCGGAGAGCUCACAGCCGAAGUAGCCAUCAUAGGAAAGGCGCUGAUGACGACAGCUCCGUUGAUUUUGAAGCCAUGCGCAAGGACAGCUUGCCGAUCACAAACAGUGGUGCUCAAGUUGAUGAUGAACUACCACCCCUCCCUGCGAAAGGCUCAACAAAUAAUGCAGAAAGUCGGCGGACAAACCCUCAUGAGCGGAAAGACACCGUUCCCCAUGAGUCGAAACUGCGCGGGAUAUUUAAAGGCCCAGGGAAGAUUGCUGGCAAAGUCGGCAAUGAGGUCUCAAAAAUGGGAGAUUUCAUAUUGAAGAAGGACAGCGGAGGGCACUCCCGCCAGUCAUCCUUCGCGAUAUCUGACGAUAGCGAAUUUGAAGACGAGGAAGCGAAGAGUGAGAAACUAGCUAUUCCUAGGGCUAUAUUACGCCGCUUACCUACAUUUACCGACGAUCUUGGUCGGUCAACUCCAAGAAACUCGGACAAGUCUCUCACGAAGAAUCAGUCGCAGACACCGCCCACUAUUGUCGAGCCUCGACAGCAGCGUGAUGAUAUUGAGGUCGUCAGUCCUCAUACCCGGCUGUUAGGCCUCCAAGGAGAUGCAAGCAGCUCCCUCGGUCACCAUGACGGUAAGCCGUCUGGCCAUUCCAUAAAUCGUGGUCCUCGAAUUCUGCAAUUUGGGCCAGAGAUUCACACAGUGCAAAAUGAGAUUCGUAAAGGUCGAAUCAAGGAUGAUUCGGUUCCUUUUAGCAUAGCUCGCCCUCCCAUAACCGGCCUCGCAAAAGCUCAACCGACUCCAAUGACCUCUUCGCAUAGCGUCCGCCCGACGCUCUCCGGUCAGUCCAGAAGCUGGAGCAUAUCUGACCGUAGUGUCUCGGUAUCGAUCGAGUCUGGUGUCCCGGGUAAGCAAGAGAUUGAGCGCACUAGGGCUCUUCUUCUGUCAUCGGGUAUAAAAGCUCGAGAGAUUGCCCGUCGGGCCGAAGAAGCACGCAGGCGGCCCCCUGAAUUUCUUCAACGCUCAUUCGGUGCGGACUCUGCCACACCUCCCGUUCCCCGAAUAUAUGAGCAUGAAGUGGCAAGUCAGAGACUUCUCAGACGAAUUGAAGCGUCUCACAAUUCCUUUGACAGCUCGAUGGAUCAGAUACCGAAGGCUGCAUUUUUACCUCUGAAGUCAAAACUCUCCACUCUCGAAGACUUGGUCGAAAAAUCACUCAAUACUCGCGUUCGCGUUGCGGCCGAGGAAGCCGAAAAUCUUAGUAUGCAGCUCAACACUACCAGCACUCUCGCCGUGAAGCAGUUGAGUGACACGCUCGACCAUGGUCUCCGAAAACGGCACCGUCGGCUGCGCUGGCUGCGGCGCACGGGCUUCGUAAUGCUCGAGUGGGCGCUGAUUGGGCUAUUGUGGUGGGUGUGGUUGAUUGUCGUGGCUUUUAAACUCCUUCGCAAGCUUUUCCAUGGUUUGGCCUCUGGCGUGAGGUGGAUUCUGUGGCUAUGA
Molecule: messenger RNA, 3345 nt
Organism: Aspergillus nidulans FGSC A4
Lineage: Eukaryota; Fungi; Ascomycota; Eurotiomycetes; Eurotiales; Aspergillaceae
Exons: 1
Coding region: 1-3345 (1114 amino acids)
Source: RefSeq, a predicted model, not a curated record